AUGCGUGAGAUUGUCCACGUUCAGGUCGGCCAAUGUGGCAACCAAGUCGGUUCCAGCUUCUGGUCUACCGUCUCCAAGGAGCACGGCAUUGAUGGCAGCGGCGCAUACCACGGUACCAAUGACCAGCAGCGUGAGCGUAUCAACGUCUACUUUGCUGAGGGUGGCAACGACAAGUACGUCCCCCGUGCUGUUCUGGUCGAUCUUGAGUCCGGCCCCCAGGAUGCCAUCCGCGCCGGUCCUCUUGGCCAGCUUUUCCGCCCCGACAACUACGUCGCCGGUGAGGCCAGUGCCGGAAACAACUGGGCCAAGGGUCAUUACACCGAGGGUGCCGAGCUCGUUGAGGAGGCCAUCGACGUUGUCCGUCGCGAGGUCGAGAACUGUGACCACCUUCAGGGCUUCCAGCUGACGCACUCUCUGGGUGGUGGUACCGGUUCCGGUAUGGGUACCCUUCUUCUGUCCAAGAUCCGUGAGGAGUUCCCUGAUCGCAUGAUGGCCACCUUUUCCGUCAUGCCCUCGCCCAAGGUUUCCGAUACCGUUGUCGAACCUUACAACGCCACUUUGUCUCUUAACCAGCUCGUCGAGAACUCUGACGAGACUUUCUGUAUCGACAACGAGGCUCUGUACGAUAUCUACGAGAGGACCCUCAAGAUCGCCGACCCUUCGUACGCCGAUCUCAACUACCUGAUUUCCACCGUCAUGGCCGGUGUGACGACAUGUUUCCGAUUCCCUGGACAGCUCAACUCGGAUCUGCGAAAGCUCGCUGUUAACAUGAUUCCUUUCCCCCGACUUCACUUCUUCAUGGUCGGAUUUGCCCCUCUGACUGGUCGCAACAUGAAGACCUUUUCGCACGUUACUGUGCCCGGUCUCGCUCAGCAGAUUUUCGACAACAAGAACAUCAUGGCCGCUGCUGAUUUCCGCAAUGGACGAUACCUCGCUUGUUCCGCCAUCUUCCGUGGUCGUCUCUCAACAAAGGAGAUCGAGGACCAGAUGCUCAAGGUUCAGACCAAGAACUCCGAGUACUUUGUCGACUGGAUCCCCAACAACGUCCAAACUUCCGUCUGUUCCGUGCCUCCCCGCGGCCUCGACAUGUCCGCCACUUUCGUCGGCAACUCUACCGCCGUCCAGGAGAUCUUCAAGCGUGUCGACGACCAGUUCUCAGCCAUGUUCCGACGCAAGGCUUUCUUGCAUUGGUACACAAGCGAGGGUAUGGACGAGAUGGAAUUCACCGAAGCCCAGUCCAACUUGCACGACUUGGUUUCCGAGUACCAGCAAUACCAAGACGCCGACAUUGACGACGAGGCUGAGGAGUACGAGGAGGGUGAGCCCGAGGAGUACGAGGGUUGA
This is a messenger RNA of Fusarium venenatum, 1344 nucleotides long. RefSeq names its product beta-tubulin 2. The record is from RefSeq and is a predicted model, not a curated record. NCBI's taxonomy places the organism in Eukaryota, Fungi, Ascomycota, Sordariomycetes, Hypocreales, Nectriaceae. Gene Ontology annotation, biological process: mitotic cell cycle; microtubule cytoskeleton organization. Gene Ontology annotation, molecular function: GTP binding; GTPase activity; structural constituent of cytoskeleton. Gene Ontology annotation, cellular component: microtubule; cytoplasm.